AUGGUCCAGUGGAGAAUCGAAGACAAUAUGGAUACUUUUAUGGAGCGAUAUCAAGAACCACCAGAAAUAUUCCACCUUUCUCCUGUUUGCAUGCUGGCAGGGCUUGACAAGGAGGGUGACCCUAUCAUGCUAAACCGGCUUGGCAGUUUUGAUGCUUUUGGGAUGCACCAACAAGUUGGUACUGAUGCCAUGCUUGAUGCUGAUUAUUUUUUAUUCGAGCUGUUUUCAACAAGGGGCAAUGGCAUGCCCAGCCAUUUGGACUGGCAGCAGUACCAUUAUGAACCAAUGACUGGCAAACGGUUCGCACAAUUUACGGUUAUUGUGGAUCUGCAUGGGUUAAGUGUACGUCAGUUCCACCCAGCUUUGUUUGGGUUGCUCAAGAAAUCUUCCUAUAUUGGUCAAUACUAUUACCCAGGGUUGGCCAAACGUAUUGUUGUUGUUCGGGCUCCCAAGGUCUUUCGAAUGGCUUGGGGGAUAGCCAAACACUUCUAUGAUGAACAGAGCCUGCGGCUAUUGAAAUUUGUCACCAAUGAUGACUAUCUUGAAGCUUUGCAAGAGUUUGUUGAUCUAGAAGUGCUGCCACCUGUCAUGAAUGGGAAGGGCAAGCAGAUGCCAGGAUACAUGGAGAAAGUCAAGUUGGAAGGAGGUAGAAUUUCUGAACAAAUGCAAACUCAGUAG
This is a messenger RNA of Seminavis robusta, 678 nucleotides long. Lineage: Eukaryota; Bacillariophyta; Bacillariophyceae; Naviculales; Naviculaceae. The record is from the annotation of a GenBank genome assembly.